Microbotryum saponariae is the source of this 2071-nucleotide messenger RNA. Lineage: Eukaryota; Fungi; Basidiomycota; Microbotryomycetes; Microbotryales; Microbotryaceae. The record is from the annotation of a GenBank genome assembly.
AUGCUCGCCACAUCACCUGCUGUCCAGCUACCCCGGGUGAGUGACGGGCACGACUACACAACGAACGGUUCGAGCUCGACAGCCGCUGCAGGCCGAGCGGCGGCGACGGCGGCGAACGCCGAAGGUUGGGCAACGUUGCCGAACUCGCUCGACGGGAUGCACUGGUGGUAUAAUCGGGGUUUGAUCCAACUCAACUUCUUCGUGAGUCCACACUGUCCAUUCUGACCGUCCCUGUACUUCGAGUAGACGGAGUGGAGGCUCGUCUGUGCGAACACCGAUGGUGGUAAAUUACGCAGCCGUUUUUUUUCACAGGCGCAACGGCCGGGUUGAAAAGGGGUUGCUCUCCGCACGUCUCGUUCUCAGCCUUAGACUCUCCUGCCGAGGUUCUGGCUCUGGUUAUAGGCUUCCACAGACUCAACGACCUGUAUUCUGUCCCAGGUAUCGGUCCUCUUUUGUGCCCAAUGUCUCAAUGGAUUUGACGACAACUUGACAGCUGGCCUACAAGCCCUCCCCUCUUGGCACACCGCGCUCAACCAUCCAUCACAGAGUGACAUCGGUUUAAUGAACGCCGUGUUCUACCUUGCCGGACUCUUAUCUGCGCCUAUCGCAGCUUACAUCGCCGAUCGCUUCGGUCGACGAUGGUGCGUUCGCUGGGCGAGCUUGAUGAUGCUCGCAGGGACUGUGAUCGCCGUGACCGCGGGAAUUGAACCCUCGUCUGGGUACACCUUGUUCGUCGUUUCGCGGGCCGUUUGUGGGAGUGGUUUGGCGUUCAGUCUUAUCGUUGGACCUAUCCUGCUUCAAGAGUGGGCACAUCCCAAGCAAAGGGCCUUGAUUGGAUCGAUGUUCAAUUUGAACUACGCUCGUGCGUGUGCGCAGCGAAGUGUUCUACCCCCCCGGUAGCUGAUUAACCGUUAAUGUUGUGCAGUCGGCUCGUUCAUCGUGGCCUGGAUCAUAUUCGGUACUUCGUUCCUCCCCAACAACUGGGCAUGGCGAAUCCCAACCCUCCUUCAGAUCGUUCCAGCGCUCUACCUCACUAUCGUGAUCAACUUUGUCCCCGAAUCACCGCGAUGGCUAAUGUCCAAAGGGCGCGAGAGGGAAGCAAUGGCCUUCCUCGUUGCUUAUCAUGGGAAUGGUAACGCUCAUGAUGAGCUUGUGGUGUUCGAGUUUGAAGAGAUGAAGAAAGCAAUUGGAGCCGAGCACGCGAAAGGUCGAUCAGGAAGUUGGCUCCAGUUGUUCGCUACGAAACGGAACAGACGUCUUACCGCGAUUGGUAAGCUUCAUGUAUGAGUCUUGUAAAAAGUGUCUCAUCGUGUUUGUGCUUCUACCCGCACAGUGAUCCUCAUCUGCUCGAUGCAGAACUUGUCCGGCAGCGCCAUCGUUGGGGGCUACUACACGCAAAUCCUCGACCUCGUUGGCAUCACAUCCCCCGCCAGUCAAACCGGCAUCAACGGGGGCCUAACUAUCGCCGUCAUUGCCGGAGCCCUCCUAGGUUCUUACCUCGUCACUCGGACCCCUCGUCGACGCUUACUACUCACGUCCUGGAUCGCUCUCAUCAUCGUCAACGUCGCCUUCGUCGUCACGGCCCAGCAAUUCGUCACCCGAGCCUCAAAAGCCGCCGGGGCAACCCACGUCGCCCUACUUUUCCUCUACCUCUUCAUCUUUUUCAUCCCCUGCGGCUCCCUCUUCUUCUCUUACAACGUCGAAGUGAUGCCCUAUUCCCUCCGUGCUCAAUCCCAAGGUCUUUGGGCCGUACAGAACAAGGCCAUCUCCAUCUUCAACGGCUACGUCAAUGCGAUCGCGCUGCAACGUAUCAGUUGGAAGUACUACCUCGUUUAUACGGGGAUUAUGGUCGUGCAACUCGUGUUGGUCUACUUGCUUUGCGUCGAGACCAAGGGUUAUGUAGGUGCCCCUCGAUCUGCCCAAUCGGAUGGCAUUCGAGCUGACCUGUGUUUGACUGCACGCUCCAAAACAGACUUUGGAGGAGAUUGAAGCUCUGUUCGAUGGCAAGGCCUCAAAGGCUCGGAUCGCAGAGACGGAAGUCAACAAGAACGAAAAUAAUCACGACGAGUGA